AUGAUUGAAGACACAUCGUUUCCCGGAUACACCGUCUUCCAGGAGGAAGCGACCGAUGCGACCCCUGAUUUGUCGAAGCAACCUGCUAGACACCCUCUUGACCCGCUAACGAUCGACGAGAUUCGCGUUGCGAGCAAGCUCCUUCGAGGUCAAGCCAAGUUCAACACCCUGAAGUUCAACUGCCUCACGCUUCGAGAGCCGAAGAAGGGCGAAUAUGCUGCGUUUCGAGCGAACAAGGGGCCGCGACCCGAUCGUCGGGCAUUCGCGAUCGUGUUGGAGAAGGGAACGAGCAAGGUCGCGGAAGUCAUUGCCAAUUUGACCAAGCUGCAGGUCGAAUCGUGGAAGCCCGUUGCUGAAGUCGCUCCGACUUUGACGCUCGAGGAUCUCGACAUCACGGAGAAGAUUGCUCGAGAGGAUCCCAGGAUCAUCGAGCUGUGUCGCGAGAUCGGUAUUACGGAUAUGUCCAAAGUCUUCUUUGAUGCUUGGGCGAUCGGGUUCGACCAUCGAUGGGGAUUCGAACGUCGACUCCAGCAAGGGUUACCGUACUACCGUAAGUCCGAGUUGGACAACCAGUACGCGCAUCCUCUGGACUUUUCCGUGGUUGUCGACACGGAGACGGAGGAGAUUCUCGCCAUCGAUGUUCGUCACGUCAACGGGGAACGAACGCAGGUACCCAUGGAGGAACACAACUACCUCCCCGAGUUUAUCAAGGACUCGUACGACCACACUAGAUUGAAGCCGAUUGAUAUCACGCAACCCCAGGGAGUUUCCUUCCAGAUGCGUGGCAACGAGCUGGCGUGGGCAGGCUUCAAGAUGCACAUUGGCUUCAACUACCGAGAGGGCAUCGUCAUCUCCGACGUGCGGGUGCAUGACCAGCAGCAGCAACGCGAACGUACGCUGUUCAACCGAAUCAGUGUGGUUGAGAUGGUUGUCCCUUACGGCAAUCCAAACCCUCCCCAUCACAAGAAGCAUGCUUUUGAUGUGGGAGAAUACGGGACCGGCUUGAUGACGAAUUCGCUCAAACUUGGCUGUGAUUGCAAGGGCGCGAUUCACUACCUGGAUGCCGUUAUGACGACUUCCAAGGGCGAGCCGGCGAUGGUCAAGAACGCGGUGUGCAUCCACGAGGAGGACAACGGUCUACUUUAUAAGCACACCGACUUCCGCGACGGAAAGGUGAUUUCCGCCCGCGACAGGAAGCUCAUUAUCUCGCAGAUCAUCACUGCAGCCAACUACGAGUAUGCGUUUUACCACAUCUUCACGUUGGACGGCACGUACAAGUUGGAAAUCAAGUUGACGGGGAUGCUCAACACGUACUGCAUGCACCCGAGCGAGUCUGCAGCGCCGUACGGCACCGAGGUGGCGCCCAGGCUGGACGCUCAUAACCAUCAACAUAUCUUCUCGCUGAGGGUCGAUCCCGAAAUCGACGGGCCAAGGAAUUCGGUCCUGCAGAGCGACGCGGUGCCAUCGGAUGAGCCGGUUGGAUCGCCACAGAAUCCGCAUGGAAACGGGUUCUACUGCAAGAAGACGCCCCUGCGUACGUCCCAGGAGGGAGCCGCGGUGUACUGCCACGAGACCAGUCGAGCGUGGGAUAUCAUCAACCCGAGUAUCAUGAACCCGUCCGCCAAGAAGCCGGUCGGAUACAAGAUCAUCAACCCGAAUUGUCCGGCUCUGCUUGCGAAACCGGGCAGUAUGGUGUACAAGAGAGCGGCGUUCGCUCGGAAGAGUCUCUGGGUGCUGCCCUACAAGGACUACGAGCUGUUCCCGGCCGGCGACUAUGUCUGCCAAUCGACUGGACAAGAAGCGCAUCCGCAUAACCAGACGAUCCUGGACUGGGUUGGGCGGAACGAAUCGAUCGAGAACACGGAUAUUGUGUGCUACAUUCAAUUCGGGCUCACCCAUUUCCCGCGGACGGAGGACUUCCCGAUCAUGCCGGCGGAGCCGGUGAGCGUGAUGCUGCGCGCAUCAAACUUUUUCCAGAAGAACCCCGGUCUCUGGGUCCCACCGUCCUCGGUCUCUCCUGAUAGGACGUCGAAGGACGCCUUCUGCGCGGAAGGCCAACGUGGAUGCUCGAAAUUGUAG
Messenger RNA from Colletotrichum karsti, 2079 nucleotides. Its product is annotated as primary-amine oxidase. Lineage: Eukaryota; Fungi; Ascomycota; Sordariomycetes; Glomerellales; Glomerellaceae. Gene Ontology annotation, biological process: amine metabolic process. The transcript has 2 exons. Gene Ontology annotation, molecular function: copper ion binding; quinone binding; primary methylamine oxidase activity. Bases 1 to 2079 code for a protein of 692 amino acids. The record is from RefSeq and is a predicted model, not a curated record.